UCAGAAAUAUGGACACAUCUAAAAUUUUGCUGAUUGCAGUUGUUUUAACUGCAUGUUCAGUGAUCUUUCAAGUAAUUGGUCUAGCCUUACCGAACUGGAUUCAUGCUGAUGUUCCACCUAGUAAACUUUACUCUGGUCUCUGGAAGGCUUGUUUGGAAGUAGAAGGACGUGACUCCACUUGCAAAGAUCUAACAAAUCCAACUGAUUGGUUAAAAGCUGUAAGGGUUAUGAGUAUCUUAGGACUUCUGGCUCUAUUGGUUUCUUCAAUAGCAGUUGCAUUGAAACAAUUUAUCAUGAAGGAACAGAAACCAAUCCUUUUUGUUGCAAUUGCUGCUGCUUUUGCCGGAGCUGUCUUCAUUUUGAUCUCAAUAGCCGUCUAUGCAGCUAAAAUUAAUGAUAUAAAUACUGGUGAGAUCUUCAAGUUUCACUUUGCGUUUGCAUUUUGUAUCUUGGCAAUGUUGGAAGGGCUUGGAGGCGGCGUACUGAUGCUGAUAGAAAUGAUGAAAUGAUGAAGGCAACUGGCUACAUUUUGUUUGCUUGAAAGAAAUAUUCGUAAUGAUGUUUAAUACAUUGUACAUAUAUUUAUUUAAAAUUAUACAGAUAAAUAUUUUUGCUCUGUGUUGAUCUGAAGGAAAAUGCGUGUAAUGCUUUCAAAACAUUACAAAAUAAAGAA
This is a messenger RNA of Saccostrea cuccullata (small rock oyster), 673 nucleotides long. RefSeq lists its product as uncharacterized. Lineage: Eukaryota; Metazoa; Mollusca; Bivalvia; Ostreida; Ostreidae. The record is from RefSeq and is a predicted model, not a curated record. The transcript is spliced from 3 exons. Gene Ontology annotation, cellular component: plasma membrane. The coding region runs from base 9 to 509 and encodes 166 amino acids.